Molecule: messenger RNA, 2190 nt
Organism: Phaeoacremonium minimum UCRPA7
Lineage: Eukaryota; Fungi; Ascomycota; Sordariomycetes; Togniniales; Togniniaceae
Exons: 1
Coding region: 1-2190 (729 amino acids)
Source: RefSeq, a predicted model, not a curated record
AUGGAGUCAUCCACGGCUAAUAUCGAAGAGAAGGCUGCGACGCUCGCGAAGGCCAUGACUUGGCUGGCAAAUGGCGUCAAUGAGAAAUGGGCGACCGAAGAAGAUAGCCGCAAGCUCAAGACUAUCAUGAACUACUUCGAGUUCAUCAUCGAGGACCUCAAAGCUUUGAAAGAUAUGGAAGCACACCCCAAAUUCGCAGAAACACGAGCGAAACUGGACGAAACGCGCGCUGAACUCGAAUCGAAGGCGCAACAGCUCUCCGACUCCGAAAUGGACCUGCAGGCCAGAAUCGACAACGUCGAGGCUGAGCAAACAACCCUAGAAGAUCGCAAAGCUACCCUCGCACAAGAUGAAGAGCGGCUACGAAGCAAAGAGGAGAAGCUGGCCGAAAAGGAACAGCAGCUGAGCAUGGAGCUGGAAGCUUUUCGGUCCACCGUUACGAGCCUCACCGCGGAGAACGAGAAGCUGCGCGAGGCGCAAGACAAAGUGCUUCGAAGCACCGUCACAGAUUUAUCCACUGAAAGAGAGAAGAUCCGGCACACUCAGGAGGAUGUCGUUCGAACAGCAAUCGAAGGGUUUACCACUGAGACCCUCAAACUUCAGCAAUCUCAUGAGCAAACGGUACACCGUGCCAUUGAAGAUUUAGCUACACAAAGAGAGAAGCUGUGUGAAUCGCAGAAAAUUGUGGACCAACAGCGUGAGAGCUAUGAUCAGGACCUUGAAACUCACCUGACGAAACUUGCGGAGAUUGACGAGAUAAAAGACGAACAUCAUCGCCAGGCCCUUGAAGUAUCUGAGUGGUCGGGCAAGGUUCAGAAAGCUCGGGAAACGCUAGAGACUCAAAAAAGCCAAGUCGAGAAGAGGGAAAGGGAACUGGAACAAAGAGCACAGAAAUUGACGGACUUCGAAAAGGGUCUCGAAGACAGGUCGAAUGACUUGGUCAGAAAGAGUGACCUUGUUAAAUUGUCUCAAGAGCAAACCCGAACCAGGCAAGAAGCUCUUGAUGAGAAAGAAAAGAACCUACAUGAUCGAGAGAUUGCCAUCAAUCAACGAGAGGUUGAAUGCAAACAGAGUCUAGAGCAUCUCAAGGACGGCGAAGCACGCCUCGAGCAACGACAAACUGAGCUUGUCAAGGAAGUUGCGGACGUCGAGACGGUGAAGAAGAAUACGUCAGCCAUUCUCAACCAAGUCCAAGCGAUUGUCGUCAAAGGCGGCGAGGCGAUCAAGAUGGUCUCCAACAACAAUGACAUUCUGGAGACCAUGUCAAGCGACGUCAAUGCCUUCCGAGUCACAAUCGCCGAUCUAGAGAAAAGCAAAAGCGAACUGUCAGAGGAACUGACUGACCUCAAAAUUGAAGUCGCGAGUCUCCGUGAGCGCAACGAGUACAUUAGCGACGAUUCCGCUUGGACACACGAGAGAUUGAAGGAGGCAGCCGACGAGCGCGAUCGGCUUAAGGAGCUGAGAGAGUCUUCGCAAUCGGCAUCACAACAGAUGACGGAAGAGCGAGAUCAGCAUAUUAACUCAUUGAAUGAUCAGAUCAAGGCUCAACAAGAAGCUGUGAUUGAUAUUACCAUUGAGAGGGACGCAGAGAUCAAUCGCGCAAAAACACUGCAGGCGGAAAUCGACCAGUAUAGGAAGGAAGUCAAGGUUCUAGAGAAGGACCUCUCGGUGGCUGAAACUAGAGCAACCAACGAGGCACAUAACAAGAUGACCAAAGCUCGUGAGCUACUGAAGGUAACAGCGGAGAGAGACACUCUACUCAAAGAGAACAACAACCUCCAAGCACGAGGAUUGCGCCAGGUGCAACAGAGCCUACCACGAGCGCUGUCCAUGUCUGCGCUAGGCUCGGAUUCAGAGGCAUCGCCGUGGGAACAGAUCGUGCAUAAGGUCUCGGCCGAACUGACCGCCUUGUGUAUCGAGCAGACGAACUCUGUGCCAGAUGUGCGUGAAGUGUACUGGAAUAUCGUCGCCUAUACACUGGAUGACCGGUUGCGUGGAAACUUUGAGCAAUUCCUACACAACGCGCCGGCUGGGGAGUGGUAUUGCCUCGAUCAAGUCCUGGAGAAUGGCCUAACCGAUUUUCCCGAUCUGCUUUACACCCCCUGUCCAUCACACGAGACAGGAGAGUGUUUCCAGAUACAGCGCAUUGAAAGUGCAUUCCCCGGCAGAAUCAGUGUCAGGAAGGUUUGA